GAGAGAGACGCCGACGCCCGCACGCUCUGGGUCGACUACGACGAGCAGGGCGAGCGGUUCAAACGAUGGCGGGACGUGGUAGGUGAGUCGAGGCAGGAGCACUACCCGGACGCGAAGGUGGACGGACCGCCGGGGGCUCUCCACAUGCUGAAGCACAUGGAGAGGCACGGAGGCGACCCGCGGCUCUGGCUCGACCUCUUCAUCCGCAUGAAGGGCCUGGGUCAGAAUGACCGCGUGGUGCACGAGCUGAGGACGAUCGUGGAGGCUUUGUACCAGGGCGGGGUAUACGAUCAGCUGAACAUGGGCGGCCUCAUGAUGGUGGAGGUGUUGACUCGCCGUGUCGCCGCUGUGGUGGAUGCCUACUCGGACCCGACCAAGCCGAGCUGGACGAACGCACGCUUCUUCGAGGGCGUGAGCUCGGUGGAAGACGUCUCGGGGCCAGAGCUCAGGGGCUGCGUCCACCGGCGGGCGAAGGAACAGCAUGAGAUAGAGCAGGCGCAAGCCCGCAGUUUCUUGCCGCUCCCGCUGCUGGGCGACGCAGGCCGCCGAAUUCGCGGCAGGUCGUGCAGGGCGAGGCAGUUCGGUCGAGAGGGUCGGAUUGCGUCGGAGGUCAACGGUAUCGUCGAUGCCAUCAACUGGAUGUCGGGCUACGACUCACAUCCUGGCCCAGCUAAUGACAUGCAGCGGGAUGUGCUUGAGCGCUUCGAGGGCCUCGUGCGGGGCCGGCAGCCGGACGCCAAGUUGCAGGGGCCGCAGGCGGCCCUCCGGGAGCUGCUGCGGGGUCGCUCGCCAUACGAUGGGCGCGGCGGCCCGACGACGGUCGCCUCCUACAGUGCAGGGCUCGUCAGCAUGCCGACGGACGUGAGCGACUGCCCGCGUCUGGAGGACCUCUUGCCUGUCGAGGCCCUUGCCUUCCUGCAGGAGCGCCAAGAGCGCAUGUUACGAGAGACACCUUUGCCGACCGACGUCGAGCCGUACUUCGACUCGGUCCUCAAGUUCAACCACAAGGAGUACCGCGGCCUGGUACGUCGGCCGCUGUCAGCUGGCAUCCUGGGGUGGACUCUGACACCGAAAGAGAGGAUUGGGAUGUUUUUUGUGUGGGAGGAUGGGCGGCGCCGACUUCGUCUCAUAGUCGACGCCCGCCGUGCGAACGCCCACUUCAGAGAUCCGCCCGGGGUGGAGCUACUGAGCAGCGAGGGCCUCGCCAGGAUCGAGGUGCAGAUGCCAGACGCUGGCUUCUCGAGCUACGAGGACCUCCGCGCCGCGUUGCAGGGGCAGCAGGUGUACAUCGGCAUGGCGGACGUGAAGGACUGCUUUCAUCGAAUGCGUAUCGAUUCAGCCCUUUCGCAGUACUUUUGCCUGCCGCCGGUCAAGGCUGGGGCCUUCGGCGUGACCGAGGUCGAGGGGACCAAGGAGGUCAGGCACUAUGUGUACGUGGACAACUUGGGGGUCUUUUCGCUGUUCUCUGAGCUUGUGAGCGGCGUGAUGAACCAGCUGACGGGCGAGUUCACCGAGCUGAACCUACUGUUGCACAAGGACGAGCUGGUGCCGGGCAUGGCAGUGGCGCUUGGCACGGAGAUCGACGGCAGUCGGUUGCGCACUCGUGUGACCAGUGAUCGCUUCUGGCGUUGCCGCCAGGCCGUGCGAGGCCUCCUAGCCCGCCGCCGUGUCAAGGGGUGGGCCGUGGAGGCGGUGCUGGGCCAUCUAACCUUUUGUGGCCUCUGCUCGCGCGGCACCUUGUCAGCUUUCAAUUCAGUGUACGGCUUUGUGCGAGCCCACUACGACGAGGCGGCCGUGCUAUGGGCCGAAGCUCGGCGAGAGCUGGCCGCCUUCAGCUCCCUGAUGUACUUUUUGGAGUCAGAUUGGUGGCUGCCUUGGAAUCCGAUGGCGCAGCAGUCUGACGCCAGUCUUCACGGCUACGGGCUGGCAAGAGCCUUUUGGCCGCAGGAGCUGGUGGAGUCAGUCGGACGCGUGCCUGAGCGAGCCCGCUUCCGCCGGCGCUGCGCCCACAGUGCUCGAGAGGCGGCGCUCUGUGCAGCUGGUUUCAGCAUGAGUGAGAAUGGAAAAUGGGAACUCAAGGGCCUUCCCGAGGACGAGGAGGAGCUGGGCCAGUGGGACGUCGUGAGGGACUUCCCGGAGGUGCCCGCCCAGGGGCUCCGCGCAGGCCUUUGGGAGCCCUGUUUCGCGAGAGCCUGGCAGCACCCUGAGGGCAUCUUGACCUUGGAGGCCCGAGCCCUGGUCAGCAGCAUUCAUCGUAUCGCCACUACGUCUACUCUUCUGGCUGAGCUGUUGGAGCUCGAGGGCUCCCAGGCGAGCCCAGGACGGGUCUCCGCCUGGGCCGAGCCCGAGCGGGCGGCCGAUGGCGUCGCGGCCCGCGAUGCGGCCUGGGCGCCCUCGAGCGCCAGAUGGGCGGGAGCGCUCUCGGAGCCCCCAGCAGGCCCGGCGAGGUGCGCGGCCUGGGGCGAGCCGCCGGCGCACGAGGCUGCUGGCGCCCCGCCGGCCCGCGGCCAGGGGGUGAGGCGCACGCGGCAGCUGGUCCCUGCGCCGCCGAUAGCGCCGCUGCCGCUGCCGGCAGCUCGGCGGGAGCGUCAGCUGGGCGAGUCGGGGCUCUUGAAGACGGCUGUGUUGAGCCGACCCCUGCCGCGGAGCCUGGGGCAAGUGGUGGAGGACCUGACGAAGGUGCUUGUGCCUGCGGAGCCCGCUCGGGGAGCGCGAGAGAGCGUCGGCUCCUCCGACAGCGGGAGCUCCGAGCCCGAGGUCGUGACCGGCGCCGCGCGGCUGCGCAGGCUCGCGCAGUCGCAGAAGCGCCGUGCUCGCCACUACGGGAUGCCUGCCGGCGAAGAGGGUUUCUCUCUCCUGGAGCGGGAGGCCGUGCGGACCCCGACGCAGCGCGAGUACCAGAGGGCCUGGGACGGAUGGCGGGACUUUGCCCGUCGGAGCUGGCCCUCGGUCGACAUCGACGAGGUCAUGAAGAGCAGAGACGAUUCCGAGGUAGACUCGGCGUUGGUGAGCUACCUGAACGGCCUGUACCAUGCUGGGACUCACCUCUCCUGGGCCGAGAAGCUGAUGGCGGGGGUCUUGCACUUCAACCCCGACUUCUCGCGCUACGGUGCUCGGCGCCUCCCCCGGGGCUGGAGGUGCCUCCGGGCCUGGCGGCGCCUGGAGCCGCCGCGGACGAGGAAGCCGUGGGCGCUGGCGCUGUGGUGCGCCAUGGCGUGGCGCAUGAAGGCCCGUGGCAGUCUUCAGAUGGCGGUGUUCACGUUGAUAGCAGUCAGCGUGUAUGCCCGCCCCAGCAGCCUUUUGCUCCUGAAGCCGGCCUGCCUGGUGCCGCCAGCGCCGGGAGUGUGCGAGUUCUGGACCUUGAGGCUCUUUCCAGAGGAGGAGGACCUGAGGGACAAGACGGGCCUGGGGGACGUGUCGCUAGAGUUAGACUCGCCCUGGAUUCGCUUCUUGGACCCUGUGCUGCGCCAGAUGAAGAAAGAGGGCCACCCCGAGUGCCUGUGGAACUUCACGUACCCAGAGUACUGCAAGAUGUUCAGCCUGUGCCUUCAAGACCUGCAGGUGAAGGCCAAGGCUCAGCUCGCGGACAUCAUUUUGGGGCGCGCCUCGCCGGUCGACUUGCGGGAGCUCGACCACGCCUAA
Messenger RNA from Prorocentrum cordatum, 3642 nucleotides. The record is from the annotation of a GenBank genome assembly. Lineage: Eukaryota; Dinophyceae; Prorocentrales; Prorocentraceae.